Messenger RNA from Aphanomyces invadans, 426 nucleotides. RefSeq lists its product as hypothetical. The record is from RefSeq and is a predicted model, not a curated record. The coding region runs from base 1 to 426 and encodes 141 amino acids. The transcript has 4 exons. Lineage: Eukaryota; Oomycota; Saprolegniomycetes; Saprolegniales; Verrucalvaceae.
AUGGUUGCUGUGGCCUCUAAUGCGCUGGCCAAAUGCCUCACCACGACAUACAUCGUCAGUCGGUUUGAGAAGGCGGGAGACAAGCCUGGCGUGAUGGCGAUGACGAUCGUCCAAGCAACUGUGCGCGUUGAAUCCCGGGUGGUCGUGCAUUUGCGGGAAUUGGGAAUAGACAUCGACUCGGCCCGUGACUUGUGCAUCAACGAUGCUGUGGUUCAGCGUUUACUCAUAGAGCCAGUUCCCCAAAAGGAAGCCAAGAAGAAGGAAGAAGAAAUGAUCAAGCAAAAGAAGAAAGCCAGUGCACAGAAACGAGUCGUUGCAGCGAAAACGAAGAUGGCGUUGGAUGAACGUCGUCGUGAGGCGUCAGAGCGCAAGUCGAUGUCGUUGGAAGAUUCGAGCAAGCCCGAAUCCGGAUAUUCGAAUAAAUGA